AUGGUUCGCGUCCCUGAACAGGCGUGGCGGCGCCUCGCCCAGAGAACUCUCUUUCUUUCUUCGCCGUCCGAGCCUGCUCGCGCCGCGUGCGUGUCCCCAGGCGUUCUCGCUGCCAAGCAGGCGGCGGACGAGAAAUCCUUCGACGCGUCUUCGCGAAUCCGCCUCUGGGCGGCCCUCGCUGCGGGUGUCUCCUCCGUCGUCUUCUUCUCCGACAGCUAUCAGCGCGCCGACAAGCGCCUCGCCCGAGCGUUCGGAAACGCUCCGCGGGCAGUUGCCUGCGCAGAGAAACCAAAAGGGAAGGCCGUCGACCUCGGAGCAGUCGAAGACUUCGAGAAAGGCGGACUCUACGAGGUCGCCGUGAACGGCGGAAAAGACAAAGUUCUUCUCUCACGAACUGCCGACGGCACUUUCUACUGCACUGGAGCAAGCUGCAGCCACUACAGCGCAUCUCUCGUGAAAGGUAUCGUCACGGCGAAGCGAACCGUCACGUGCCCGUUCCACGAUGCCGAGUUCGACCUUGAAACUGGAAAAUGUGUGAACGGGCCCGCGCUCAGCGCAAUUCCAACGUACGCCAUCGAAGUCAAGAACGGACGUGUCGUCGCGCAGAUCCCCGACGAGGUGACCGUACGGGCGAAGGGGGUGUACGCGAAGGAGAAAAAAGGGAAAAAAACGGAGACGUUCGUUCUCCUCGGAGGCGGGGCAGCGGCGGCGACAGCUGCUGAGACUCUCCGCGCGGAAGGCUUCGACGGCCGCAUUGUCAUGAUUUGCGAGGAGUCGGUCCCUCCCUACGACCGCCCGGUGCUGACGAAGAAUCUCAACGCGAAAGUUGACAAUAUUCUUCUUCGCCCUCUGCAGACUCUUCAGGAGGAGCUGGACGUUCAGGUGCUCCUCAACUCUCGCGCCGUCGGUGUCGACUUGAAGAAAAAGACCGUCCGCCUCGAGGGAGGCGCGGCAGAUGUGAACUUCGAUAAACUUCUUCUCUGCACUGGAAGCGAGACGCGUCGCCUGUCGGGGCUGCCGAACGGGACCGCCCGUGGCAUCUUCACGGUGCGGGACGUGAACGAUCUUCAGGAACUCGGGAAGUUCCUGGAGGAAAACAGCCGCUUCAACUCGAACCCUCGAGUAGCCAUCAUCGGUUCCUCCUUUGUCGGCGUCGAACUCGCCUCCGCCUUCCAGCGACGCGGCUGCAAAAAUGUCACAGUCAUCGGCCAGGAGAGCGUCCCUUUCGAGAGGAUCUUGGGACAUCGCGUAGGCGAAAGCAUCAAGCAGUUGAUCACCGGCAAAGGCGUGCGUUACUACCCGCACAGCAAAGUGACAGGUUUCACGUCGACCCGCAACCGCGUCACUGGUGUCGAGCUCGCCUCCGGGGAAAUCAUCCAAGCAGACAUCGUCCUCGUGGGAAUCGGCUCAGUCCCUGCCACGAAGUUCCUCGCGAACCAGGCAGACUUCGCUCUCGCCCGCGACGGGUCAAUCGUCACCGACCCGCUUCUCAGACUUCCUUCCAACCCGGAUGUCUACGUGGCCGGUGACAUUGCCACGUACCCAUAUGUGAAGACGGGCGAGGAGAUCCGUGUGGAGCACUGGGCUGUGGCGAUGCAGCAGGGGCGAGUCGCGGCUCUCAACAUGCUCGGUCGACACGUGCCAUUCACGCAGAUUCCCUUCUUCUGGACGAUGAUUUUUGGGAAAGCGAUGCGAUUUGCAGGAUGGGUCGGCAGCGGCUUCGAAGAGGUUAUUGUCGAGGGCGACAUUGACAAGCAAGAGUUUGUUGCCUACUAUGUCAAGGAUGACCGCGUCACAGCCGUGUGCACGAUGGCUCGCGAUCCGGUCGCCGUGGCGGCGGUGGAGCUUCUCGAGCAGAAUUUGAUGCCGUCGCCCGGAGAGUUGCGUCAAGGUCUGAAGAACUCCCAAGAUGUUGUGGCGCUGGCCAAGGUAAGAGAUUGUCCCAGCGGCGCACGAGAGUUGCGUCAAGGUCUGAAGAACUCCCAAGAUGUUGUGGCGCUGGCCAAGGAGGCGGCGGCCACCAAGACUGUCAAGCGACUGGUUUGA
Molecule: messenger RNA, 2046 nt
Organism: Neospora caninum
Lineage: Eukaryota; Apicomplexa; Conoidasida; Eucoccidiorida; Sarcocystidae
Product: phthalate dioxygenase reductase subunit, related
Exons: 14
Coding region: 1-2046 (681 amino acids)
Cellular component (GO): cytoplasm
Molecular function (GO): flavin adenine dinucleotide binding; 2 iron, 2 sulfur cluster binding; oxidoreductase activity, acting on NAD(P)H
Source: RefSeq, a predicted model, not a curated record